Molecule: messenger RNA, 3499 nt
Organism: Bactrocera latifrons
Lineage: Eukaryota; Metazoa; Arthropoda; Insecta; Diptera; Tephritidae
Product: putative mediator of RNA polymerase II transcription subunit 12
Exons: 1
Coding region: 803-1900 (365 amino acids)
Source: RefSeq, a predicted model, not a curated record
AUCGGGUCACCACACACUCGGCCGUCUACCCUCGCACCAUCAGCAGAGCUCAUCGGGCUAUCUGAGCGGUCCCAAUAACGGCAAAUAUGCAACACUCAGCAAACAGUGUAAGACUCUCGAAUCUAGCGAUUUUUACUGAGAAUCGCUUGCCUGCAACACAAAUGCAGGCAUUAGCAACACCAACAACGCCAAUAUUCUCGGCAGCAACAACAUCAGCAACCACAUCAAACAUCAACAACAGCAGACGAACUCAUUGAAAAAUAUCUUCGCUUCGGCCACGUUACCACGUUCGGCUGGCUCCUCCAUACGCUCCGUACUCUCCGCACAAGCUGUACAUCGUUCCACCGGUAAUGGUUUGGAUCGUGACGAUGAUCGUGAUCCACGCGAUGUCACUAAUAACAGUUUCAAUCGUUUCGAUCCGAAGUAUAUUAGUAUUGGACCGAAGGCGGUGCGCGGCAAUAACAAUUUGAAUAUUGUCGCCGCCGCCACAGCAAAUAAAUGUGCCACGCUGCGGCAUGUAGGCCGCUACGGUGGCUCAUUGAAGGGCGCCAGCCCCUCGCCGAAUCUACGCAGCGCCAAGACACCCUCCAUUGCGACCGUAUCGAAGGAUUACUGCCAACAACCGGACUGCAUACCGCAAGUUUAUACAACCGAAGUGAUUGUACCACAUCAGACGCAACAACCGCAGCCGCCACCACCACCCGCACCGCUGCCACCGCCAAAACCGCGUACCACCAACACAUUCACCGAGAUACCGGGCACUACGGGCGUGGGCAGCUCCUAUGCCAAAGAGCAGCAACAAAUGCUGAUGCAGCAGCAACAAUUACAGCAAUUCCAACAACAACAACAGCAGCAACAACAACACCAACUGCAGCUACAGCAGCAGCAGCAACAACAGCAAUUGGCCGCACUGCAAGCAGCGCAACAACAACAACAAACACAACUACAACUGCAGCAACAGCAGCCGACGCUGCACCAGCAACUGCACCAACACCACCCGCCCACGACACACAUACUGCCACCCACGGCGGUCUACAGCAUCGAGACGUCGGGCUAUCAGCCGCAGGCGCAGCAACAGCCGCAACAGCAGGCUGCGGCGCAGCCACAACAUUUACAACAACACAUGGUGGUUGCACAGCAGCAACAACAACCACCACCAACGGCCGCGCCACGUGAGCCACCACGACCACCGCCACAGCGCUCACUGAAUCCGGCUUCCAUAGUCAACCAACCACUGCCGGAGAUACCGCAGCAGGCGCAGCAGUCGAAGAUCUCACCACAACCGCUGUGCGCAGCCAACCUCAAUCAGUAUCGCUCGUUACAACGACCACAGGCACAGAAAAUGCAACUGCCCAGCGGCGCCAUGCCGGCGCAGCAGCAACAACCACCCUCGUUGCCGCCAAAGAAGAAGUCGUCGCGCGAGAUUAGCACUUCUACAGCGGGCGGCACUUUAAACGCCAAUCACUUGCAGACUUUGCCACCAAAAUCGGCCAGUUUGCGACAACAGCAAAACGCCACAAACGCUUACAGUUACGAGCGCGAACGUGAGCGUGAGCGCGCUGAGCGCCACGAACGCCCUAGACGCGCGGAAACGCUCGAUAAUGCGCGCACUGCCAGCAGCGGCAGCAUGGCUUUCAUUGAGCAACAAUUCAGCAGCGGCGGCAUGAAGAAGCAACACUCUUAUGACUCGUAUACGCUGCAGCAGCAGCAGGCACAGCGGCAUGCGGCUGCAACCACGCCCAACAAUAACUACCACGGCGGAAUCAGCAGCAAACACCAACAACAACAGCAGCAGCAACAAUACUUAAUUGAAGCGCAGCAGCAGCAGCUGUACUACCGCUCGCUGAAGCGCGGCGGCUCGCAUGCCAACAACGAUCUCUACUCGGUAACAGAAUUGUAGGAAUGUGCCUGCUGCGGCGGCGGCGUGGAUGUUGUGCGGCGCACGACAACGUGUGCCACAACAGUUGCGCCACCAGCCGCAGCAGCAGCCGCACAAACGGUCGCACCGCCACCCGUACCAUUGCCGCCGAAGAAGCAUCGUUCCUCAGCGAGCGUAGGCACCGCAACGAUGACGACGCGAGACAGUCAGACCACUGCCAAAGCCACAACGACCGCCGCGACGAGCAUGACUUGUGACGAACACGAAUACGACGAGUAUUGUCCGGAGCAAUAUGAUGCGCAUCAUCAUCACCAUCACGGCUCUACACAGACACAGACGCAAACGCAGUGUGAGCGUGACCGAGAACGUGAACGCGAUCGGGAGCGUGAACGCGAACGUGAUGCGCAUCAUCGCCACAGCUCAUCACGCGCUGGAGCUGCCGCGUCCGCACUGAAACACCAACGUGCCGCCACCUUCGAUGUGGCCGAUGCGCGCGACUACGAACUGCAACGACUGGGCAAUCGACGCUCACAACAGCAACAACAGCUGCAGCAGCAGCUACAACAGGCAACCGGCGGUGGUGGUAACAGCAGCAAAUACCGUGGCGUUGAACAUCGCGGUGAGCGUACGCACGAUCGCGAACGUUCACGUAGCGAUCAUCGCAUUGCCACCUACGCUUGCGACGAUACAGCGCUUUGCGGCAGCAGCAUUGGCGGUCAUCAAAAUCAUCUGGCCAAUGGUGGCGUCACCCAGUCGAGCAGGCAGCAGCGGCGCGAAAAAACGUUCAAAGUAUGAUUUUUAGAGACGUCAUAAAAAUUUUCCCCUCCCUCUACGGAAACGUACGGUAAACAUGCGACAGCAGCGGCAGCUUACAGUUGGUAAAUUGUUGCGGCAAUGAAUCAGCGUGGCAGUCCGGCGGCCAAUCGACGGCAGAGUUGAGCAACCGCAAUGUGGGCGUGUACUUGUGCGUUAAGUGGAGGGCAGUGUGGCAGCAGCGCGGCGGAUUUAUAAUAAUAAUUGUGUGCAACACAGCACAAAUUUCCAACACCAAAACAAACAACCAAAAGAAAAAAACAAGUAAAUCAUCACACCGCUUCAGGCGUGUGAGUUAGUUGUUGUGUUGCCUCUUUUAGUAAACGAUUAGCGACAAAUUGGCUUCUACCAAAUCCUUGAACCCCAAAUAAGUGUACGAGUAUAUGUAUUAUAAUGCUGUAACUAGUUUCAUCACUAGUGUUGUUGUUGUGUAGUUUAGCUUAGUUUGUUAUCAUAUUGUAAUUGCCGUAUGUUUGUAUGUGUAUGUGCUUAUUUAAGAGUUGUUAACGUUCAGAAAUGCGCACAAAUUUUGUGUAAAAUAGUUUUAGAAAGAAAGAAAAAACAACAAACAAACCAAAGCAGCCGAAACGCGUCAUACAAAAAUGUUUGCUGGCGUAAGCGUGUGUUGCAAAUUUAGGUACUUGACAAAAUAAAUAUAAAAAUAGAUUCCUUACUUUUUUAAUGUUUAAAAAAAUGUUAAGAAUUUUUAACAAAUAUUUUCGUUUUUUUAUUUUUAUACUAAUAAACAAAUAUAUAUGUAUCCCUGGUCGACCAGGGCAUUGGUUUUAAAAAUUUAUUAAAGAAAUA